Gigantopelta aegis is the source of this 4103-nucleotide messenger RNA. Its product is annotated as FMRFamide-activated amiloride-sensitive sodium channel-like. Gene Ontology annotation, cellular component: membrane. The record is from RefSeq and is a predicted model, not a curated record. Bases 81 to 1985 code for a protein of 634 amino acids. Gene Ontology annotation, molecular function: ligand-gated sodium channel activity. The transcript is spliced from 2 exons. NCBI's taxonomy places the organism in Eukaryota, Metazoa, Mollusca, Gastropoda, Neomphalida, Peltospiridae. Gene Ontology annotation, biological process: sodium ion transmembrane transport.
CAAGUCUGUGCUGACUGGGAACAUACUGUACCUGUGCCCAAGCAAAGCUCCUAAUCAGUGGUAAGCAAUGAACUUGCACUAUGAGAAUGGAUUCAGGGGAGACUCAGAUUGACGGAUACUUUAAGACUUUCGUGCCAUACCCAAUGGAUUACAACAAAAUCCAACGGAAAAGUGUCGAUCACAAACAGAAAAUCAGCAACGGCAACGCAAGAGGCCGCCAACAACAACCCAUAAAAUAUUCAAGCAAUGGGAAGUUUGCUUUUUACAAUGACCAAGACAGAAUGUUAAAGCAGCGACACCAGCAAUGCAACAGAACUGCCUUGUCCCUUAUUGCCGAGCUUGGGUCUGAAAGCAACGCUCACGGAUUUGCCAAAAUCGUCACGUCGGUCGACACGAAGAGGAAAGUAAUCUGGGCUCUGUUGGUGAUCAUCGGCUUCACGGCGGCGACGCUGCAGCUGUCCCUGCUGGUGCGGAAGUACCUCCAGUUCCAGGUGGUUGAGGUGUCAGAGAUCAAGGACAGCAUGCCCGUGGAGUUCCCCUCAGUGACGCUGUGCAACAUCGAGCCCAUGUCAUGGCGCAAGGUGCGGACGUUGUUUGACAACCCAAGCAGUGAGCUGAUGACGUGGCUGCGGUUCCUGGACAGCGACAGCUUCACGUUUGGAGACCAGCAGGCCCACCUCACGUCCAUCAGGGCCUUCUACGAGAACCUGGGUGAAGAGGCCAAAUACAUCAGCCACGACAUAAACGAUUUCCUAAUCCACUGUAGAUUCAACGACGAAAUCUGUUCCGUGGAAAAUUUUACAACGACGUUCGAUGGUAACUACUUCAAUUGUUUCACUUUCAAUAUGGGCGAUAUGGAGGAAAAGCUUCUCAUGCAUGCUACCGGACCGCAGAACGGUCUGUCUUUGAUUAUUUCGUUGGAUAAUGAUGACCCACCGUUCGGUACAUAUGGAAUAUAUCAUCUUAAUUCCAAUAUUCUGCACAGUGCUGGUGUGAGAGUUGUGGUGCAUGCUCCGAACACCAUGCCGAGUCCUGUGAAUCAUGGUUUUGAUGUUCCACCCGGAUAUUCAUCUUCAAUUGGAUUAAAAGCUGUGUUACACUCGCGGUUAUCAGAACCGUAUGGAAACUGUACCACUGAGGGCCUAAUGGGUUCUCAGAAAUACAGGAACACAUUUUUCUCCUGUUUGCAAUUAUGCAAACAAAGGAUUAUUAUUACUAAGUGUGGAUGUAAGUCUUCCGGAUUACCGGAGGUGCUGGAUAACAAUAUUACAUUCUGUGGAGUUAUUCCCAACUGGAAACACAUUCUGUUGCAUCAGAGUAACAAUUCGGAGGCCAAAGCAAUCCGAAUCCACACUCUGGCCUGUGAACAGACGGUGCUGCAGGAGAUGGCUAACGACAGGAGUUACGAGAUAUCCUGCAAAUGCUUCCAGCCUUGUCGCGAGACAACCUUCCAGAAGUCGGUGUCUCUGUCCUACUGGCCGCUGGAGUUCUACCAGUAUGAUGCCCUGCAGCUCUUCUACGGAGAGUCCAUCGAACAGAACUUCAUGCAUGAGGCGUACACGUUUUUAAAAAAGCUGGCUAACAUGACGCAGAUCAUGAUAGAGAAAAAUGACACACGUACAGAGAACAUCUUAAAGCAGAGUUACACACUGACACAGAAGGAGCAAGCGGAGCGGGCGUCCAAUCUUAUUCGCCAGAAUUUGCUUCGCCUGAAUAUAUACCUGGAGGAUCUGAGCGUGGUGGAGUUCCGCCAGUUACCAGGAUAUGACCUGGCAGACCUGUUUGCCGAUAUCGGUGGAACACUUGGUCUGUGGAUGGGUAUCUCUGUGUUGACAAUCAUGGAGCUGAUGGAGUUAAUCAUUCGUCUUUUUCUGUUGCUGUUUAAUUCAGAGAAAAAGCUACCAGACCAUGAUGCUCUGUCAAAUGGUAUGCUAGAUCAUGAACGGGAUUACGAGUAUGAAACUCACACUGAGUCUCCUGUAUGACACGAAUGACUACACACACCUCUACACAAACACACCUCUACACACACACACACACACACACCUCUACACACUCACACACCUCUACACACACCCUACACCCCCCACCCCAAACAACAUUCACAAACACACAUUACACACCAAACACCACACCAAACAUACACACACAAAACAUACAUGUAGCAUUUCAGUUCUGUCAUUCUUGGGCUGGGAUAUAGCUCUGUGGUACAGCAUUUGCCUGAAGAACUGGGGGUCACAGGAUCAAUACCCUGUCUUUGUUUUUUUUUCAAUCCCAAGCUGUGCUCCACAACUGGUACAUCAAAGGCCAUAGUAUUUUCUAUCCUGAAAAAGCACAUAUAAAAACAUAUCUUGCAGCUGUUUAAUUACAACCACAUGUUGUUCAUUGACUAGCCCUAUUCACAAUGUGCUGAGGUGUCGUUAGUCAAGUAACUUAUUAAACUCUGAACUGAGAAUAAUUAAACACAUUAGACUCCUAUACUAUUAGAAAACAGCAAGACAAACAUGUAGGCUACUAUACAAUCAGAAAACAGCUAGACAAACAUGUAGGCUACUAUACAAUCAGAAAACAGCUAGACAAACAUGUAGGCUGCUAUACAAUCAGAAAAAAGCUAGACAAACAUGUAGGCUGCUAUACAUUUAGAAAAAAGCUAGACAAAUAUGUAGGCUGCUACUACCAGAAAAAAGCUAGAUAAACAUGAAGGCUGCUACUACCAAUAACAGCUAGACAAACAUGUAAGCUGCUACUACCACAAAACAGCUAGACAAACAUGUAGGCUGCUACUAACUACCACAAAACAGCAAGACAAACAUGUAGGCUGCUACUACCACAAAACAGCAAGACAAACAUGUAGGCUGCUAUACUACCACAAAACAGCUAAACAGCUAGACAAACAUGCAGGCUGCUACUACUACCAAAAAACCAGCUAGACAAACGUGUAGGCUGCUAUAAUACCAUAAAACAGCUAGACAAACAUGUAGGCUGCUACUACCAGAAAACAGCUAGACAAACAUGUAGGCUGCUACUACCAGAAAACAGCAAGGGAUCUAUGACCUUUAACAAUGUACCAGUGAUGAACCAUUGGUUGGGACAGGGAAAACUCACGCAGUUCAAGAAUGGGGUUCCACCUUAGGGAUUUAUCACAGACAUUUUGCCUGGGUCCUAUGUGUGACGGGAUUGUGAAAAUUAGCAAAAGAAAAUCAUACUUGGGACAUGUUUUCAGUCCACUGAAUGAUGAGGUACACCACUGUUAAAUUAAUUUAUUACAACAGUCAUAUAUAUUGGGAAGUUUUAGUACAGAAAUUGGGAAUUUUCAGUGUCACCUUCUUUUGGGAAAGGGCUUAUGUUCGGACCCACAGAACACCUGGAGAAAUCUCUGUACCCCGUUCAUGUAUUACUGGGUAUUACAUGUAAAUAUGCUGACAUGUAUUACUGGGUAUUACAUGAAAAAUAUGCUGACAUAUUUAAAACCAAAUCAUGACAUAAUACUUGCUAUAUCAGUAAAGCUGCCAACAUGUUAUGCUAGCAGCUAAUAUUGUAUGAUGUACAGUAUACACAACUCUAGUUCUGCAAUAUGUAAAUAGAGCAGAUGAUUGCAAUUUCUGUACUGUGAUCUAAUCAGUUUUGUAUGCCAUAAUACCUCAAUCCAUAUAAACUUUGUAUAAUUCCAAAUAAAAUUAUUCACAAUUUGCCAUAUAACUAUACAUAAAGUACAAAACAAAUGUACUAUAUACCUGAUGACACAUUUCAGAUAGAUUUCAUAUUGCAUAUCUCUGAUCACACAAACUGUAAUAGGCAUAUUUCUUGCUGUAGUUCAACAUGAACUACAACAAUUGAACUAAUUCCAAGAGUAUAUUAUUUAUUAUCUAGGAACUCUGACAUGUUCACGAUUUGUCCAUCUCACAGAUGUUAUCAGGAAAAGUAAAAAAUAAUUAUUUCCUAAAUUUGAAUAUUUGUAAACCCACUUUUUAUUUGAUGCACGUCCGGUGUGGGAUUGAUCCCCAUUGGUGGGCCCAUGUGGCUAUUUCUUGUUCCAGUCAGUGCACCACGGCUGGUGUAUUAAAGGUAGUGGUAUGUGCUAUUAAAAGAAUCCUUCAUAUGUG